Molecule: messenger RNA, 303 nt
Organism: Equus caballus (horse)
Lineage: Eukaryota; Metazoa; Chordata; Mammalia; Perissodactyla; Equidae
Source: RefSeq, a predicted model, not a curated record
AUGGAUGAACACCACCGGUCCCCACGCCAUGGGGCCCCUGUGCGCGCGGCCAUUGUGCUGUCCGUGCUGCUGGACCCGGCCUUCCUCUUGACGCGGGAGCUGCAGGAUCUUCCGAGCGCAGCCCCCGUCCCCAGUCUGCGCGUGACCUUCGACCCCCGGAGGCUGGAGCUGACCUGGGACUGCGACGAGGACCCCACCUACGUCGAGUGCGUCAUGCUGCACCCGGACAAGGGCCCGAUUUCCUUAAAGCCCUGGAAGAAAGAAUGUCGCUGCGCCCGGGGCUGCCUGAUAGCAUCCCACUGA